AAGACGAUGUUUUCUGCACCAUGAGUCAUCUUUUAGGAGCUCAGGACUGUGUGGAGAAUCUGCGUAGAGAUGUGAUAGAUUUACAGGGCGCGCUCGUGGACGUGUUCUCGCGCACAGGACCGGUCCGUUUCCGGUCGUGGAAGUUCCCGGAUAAAGAGUCGUGUGAUUUGGACCUGGUGCAGCUGCUGGAGCAGUAUGACUAUGUGGAGGGAGAGAAGGAGUUUAAUGAGCACUCACACACCGUGCUGUUAGAGCUGGUUAUUGACAGACUCUUGCUCCUUCUACAGAGUUUUAAUGCCUACAUGGAGCAGAUGUUAGGUGGACAGAGAGCAGGGGAUUGUGGGAAGGCAGGAGGCCCGGUGUGUGUCGGCCUGGUGGUGAGACGCUACUGGAAAAAUUUAAUCAGCUGCACCAGCCAACAGAGACAACAGAAACAGAGCGUCGUGUCCAGGCCAGAGAGCAGCACAGAGUCGGACCCCCGGAUCUCCAGCUCCACCUCCCAGCACUCCACAUCGUCUUUACCUCCAGCCUCCUGUGGCCUCCAAACGUCCCCUACGCCGUCGCUGAGGAGUCGCAGUGUGAGCUGUCAGACGGUGGAGUCUGCACUGGUGCCGUGUGCCGCCUGUGCUGGAGUCCAGUCGUCGCUGCAGGACAGCGCUCGUGCCGUGGCGUCUCUGUGCCAGGCUCUGGGUCUGUCCUGCUCGCUGUGGAGCUUCCUGCAGGCUGUGGAGGAAACGCUGCAGCUCGGCCGCCUCUCUGCCUGCGACCUGACUCUGUGGGCUCGAGAGCAGCAGGCGGAUCUGCGGCGAGUCCACGAACACGUCACUCACGUUCAGGAGAAGGCGGAGUCUCUCACACACACACUGCAGAGAGCAGAAGAGGAGAGAGACGAGCUGAGAGCACGGCUGGACAGAGAGAAGGAGAGCAGUGAGCGAGAGAGAGAGGAGAGGAGGAGGAGAGAGGACGAGUUAGAGAGAAGACUGGAGGAGGAGAAACUCAGACGAGACGAAGAGCUGAAAACACAACAGGAGGAGAAGGAAGAGCUGAGAAAAGGAUCUGAGGCUUUAGAGGUGAAAAUCUCAGAACUGGAAGGAGAAUUAAAGCUGCAGAGAGAAUCACAGCAGUGUGUCGGUGAGCCGUAAAUACAGCAACCUUAUAAACACUACUGAUGUUACAGCAGUGCAACGUUACACGUGUGUGUGUGUGUGUGU
Molecule: messenger RNA, 1211 nt
Organism: Tachysurus vachellii
Lineage: Eukaryota; Metazoa; Chordata; Actinopteri; Siluriformes; Bagridae
Product: coiled-coil domain-containing protein 157-like
Exons: 5
Coding region: 21-1142 (373 amino acids)
Source: RefSeq, a predicted model, not a curated record